This is a messenger RNA of Argiope bruennichi, 1914 nucleotides long. RefSeq lists its product as uncharacterized. The record is from RefSeq and is a predicted model, not a curated record. The transcript is spliced from 2 exons. Bases 1 to 1914 code for a protein of 637 amino acids. Lineage: Eukaryota; Metazoa; Arthropoda; Arachnida; Araneae; Araneidae.
AUGAGUUGUCAGGUAGAAUUCACUCCUCACUUCUCAUCUAAAACAUUCAAUCUUAAUGCUCUUGUGGUAAAUAAAGUGACUUCACCUCUCCCAAAUUUCGAUAUUCAAAUUCAACACUGGCCGCAUUUGGAUAAUCUUAUACUCGCAGAUCCAAAUUUUUAUAUUUCGCAACAAAGUGACAUUUUGCUCGGUGCAGAUAUUUAUGCACUCCUCCUGGAUGGACUUCCCAUUUUUGGACCUUCAGGAACUCCAGCUGCAAUUUCAACUAAAUUGGGAUACAUUUUAACUGGAAAAAUCUAUACUUCACAAAGGCCUGACUCGAUUGUGCAUUCAACUUUGUGUGACCAGUCAAUUGAAAAGAUACCUCCGAAUGUAGACGAUUUGUUGGCAAGAGCUGACACUGAAGAAGAAGCUAAAGCCACUAUUAUCAAAAUUCAAAACCUAAUGAAAUCAGGGGGAUUUAGUCUUCGAAAAUGGUCUAGUAGCCAUAAAAUUAUUUUGAAAUAUUUGGAUAAAUCCUUGUUAGCUACAGAAUCUAUACAUUCGUUGUGCGAUGAAGAAGUAAAACAGCGGGUAUUAGGUAUUUUUUGGAAUCUUUUAACCGAAUCGAUUCAAGUUAGAAUUGCUGAUGGAGAAAUCGUAAAUACAAAAAGGCAACUUCUAUCAGUUAUUGCUAAAACAUUCGAUCAGCUGGGACUGUUUUCGCCUUCUGUAAUCAUAUUAAAAAUUAUGUUGCAAGAGCUAUGGAAAUCGAAAGCCGCUUGGGAUGAUCCUGUUCCUCUUACCAUUCUAGAAACCUGGACAAAAUUUAAACAGCAAAGCUAUAAUCUAAACUUGAUUUCAGUUCCUCGCUUCUUGGGAGUCGACAAUAAUUCUGACAUCCAAUUACACGGUUUCUGCGAUGCAUCUACAAAAGCAUUCGCUGCCGUUAUCUAUUUGAAAUCUAGACAGAAUCAAGUAUCUCUCGUAAGUGCUAAAACUCGUGUUGCUCCUAUAAAACAGCUUACUAUCCCAAAGUUGGAACUUUGCGGAGCACUUCUACUUACCGAGCUAAUAACUGCCAUCGAAAAAGCACUAUCUUUUCCCAUAAAAGAGCGAUAUUUAUGGACAGAUUCAACAAUCGUAUUAAGUUGGAUAAAUAAACCCCCAAGUAAAGGGAAUAUGUUCAUUCAAAAUCGAGUUAAUAAUAUCUUAAAUUUAACUUCAGUGUCUGAUUGGUAUCAUAUUCCUGGUAAACUCAAUACAGCCGAUUGUGCUACUCGAGGACUUUUUCCAGAGCAGCUCAAAAAUGCAUCUUAUUGGUGGAAUGGUCCUGAUUGGAUCAAACAAGAUUUUCAUUCUCUUGUAAAGUCCUUAAAAGUGCUAACUACCAACUUAGUUGAGCCAGACUCCGUGCAGGAACCUACGUCCCUAAAUGCGGACAGAAAUCCUUUCAAUGACGUGCUACUCAAAUUUUCAUCUUACACCAAAAUUAUAAGAGUAUUUGCAUGGGUUAAACGUUUUAUUCAAAAUUGUAAAGCUUCCUGUUUAACCUCUAAAUCAGUAGGGCUCCUUCAAGCAGAAGAAUUAGACGCUUCACUUAAAAAUCUAGUUAAACUCAUUCAGCAAACUGAAUUUUACCAGGAAAUUAAAUGUUUCAAGAUGAACAAACUCAUACCCAAACCUAGUAAAUUACUCCCUUUAAAUAUAUUUUUGGAUAAAGAUGGGAUUCUCAGAGUGGGAGGUCGGCUUUCUAAACAUCCGACUCUUCCCUAUGAUCAAAAAUUUCCAAUAGUCAUCCCCAAAAGGCAUCAUAUAACUCCCCUUAUAAUUCGAUAUUUUCACCAACUCAGUCUCCAUGCUGGACCAGAAUUGGUUUUAUCUCUCAUUCGACAAAAAUUCUGGAUUCCUGAUGGUCGUUCCACGGUUCGUUGA